Molecule: messenger RNA, 1425 nt
Organism: Owenia fusiformis
Lineage: Eukaryota; Metazoa; Annelida; Polychaeta; Sabellida; Oweniidae
Source: the annotation of a GenBank genome assembly
CUGAAAACGGAAACGAGGCCCGUAAAGUUUUUAGAAAUCAAAGUGCGCACUUAUUUGAAUUAUACAGUGUAGCAUAAUACCAACUGUAUACUCAUCAAACAGACAUAGUAACAAACUUUAAGGAUCAACUGAAGUAUGCUUUCAAGGCUUGCAAAUCCACUACGAAAUGUCGUCAAAACUGUGACAAGGAAACAACAUACUAAACCAAUCAAACUUGGAUCACCCUCGCAAGCUGUUUUUGAUCGAGAAAGUAAAUAUGGGGCUCACAACUAUGGUCCACUUCCAGUAGCUUUAUCUAGAGGAGAAGGUGUGUUUGUAUGGGAUGUUGAAGGUAACAGAUAUUAUGACUUUCUCAGUGCCUACAGUGCUGUCAACCAAGGCCAUUGUCACCCUAAGAUCAUCAAGGCAUUAAAGGACCAAGCAGAUACCCUGACCCUUGCCUCUAGGGCAUUCUAUACAGACUGUCUAGGGGAAUAUGCAGAAUAUGUCACAGAACUAUUUGGAUAUGAUAAAGUCUUGCCCAUGAAUACAGGUGUUGAAGGAGGAGAAACAGCCAACAAACUUGCAAGAAAAUGGGGAUAUGAAGUAAAGGGAAUCCCUAAAAACCAGGCAAAGAUAAUAUUUGCUGAGGGGAACUUCUGGGGUAGAACACUUGCUGCAAUCUCAACCUCCACUGACCCAAGCAGUUAUGAGGGAUUUGGACCAUUUAUGCCUGGGUAUGAGGUGAUCCCAUAUAAUGAUCUCAAUGCUCUUGAGAAAGCUUGCCAGGACCCCAACGUCUGUGGAUUCAUGGUGGAACCCAUACAAGGGGAGGCAGGAGUAGUUGUACCACAUGAUGGCUACCUUAAAGGCAUCAGGGAGAUUUGUGACACGCACAAUGUACUAUGGAUGGCCGAUGAAGUACAAACUGGACUCUGCAGAACUGGAAGGUGGCUUGCUGUUGACCAUGAGGAUGUAAGACCUGAUAUUGUCAUUCUGGGGAAAGCCUUAUCAGGAGGAGUUCUUCCAGUGUCUGCUAUUCUUGCUGAUGAUGAGAUAAUGCUUACAAUAAAACCUGGUGAACAUGGCUCAACAUAUGGUGGUAACCCAUUGGCCUGUAAAGUAGCCAUAGCAGCACUUGAGUGCAUGUUGGAAGAGAAGAUGGCUGAAAAUGCUCAAUACCUUGGUGAGAUUCUACGAAAUGAACUCUCAAAGUUGCCAAAAGAUGUUGUGUCCAUUGUGCGCGGGAAGGGCCUUCUUAAUGCGAUUGUCAUCAAUGAAAAGUUUGAUGCAUGGAAGGUUUGUGUUCGGCUCCAGGAGAAUGGCCUGCUCGCUAAACCCACACAUGGUGAUAUUAUCCGCUUUGCACCUCCUUUAACAAUGACUGAAGAUCAACUGAGAGAAUGCAUUGAAAUUAUCUCACGGGUGGUUAUGUCGUUCCAAUGA